AUGAUCGAGGAUGACUGCUCAGACAACGGCAUCCCCCUCCCCAACAUCACCAGCAAGAUCCUCUCCAAUGUCAUUGAGCACUGCAAGAAGCAUGUCGAGGUGGAUGCCAACAAGAAACCCAAUGACCGCUCCAGGGACGAGGAGCUCAAGGCCUGGGAUGCGGAUUUCGUUAAGGUCGAUCAAGCGAUCCUCUUCGAUCUUAUCCUGGCAGCAAACUAUUUGAACAUUAAGAGGUUGCUCGAUCUGACUUGCCAAACAGUGGCUGACUUGAUAAAGGGAAAGACUCCCGAAGAGAUCUGCCAAACAUUCAACAUCAAGAAUGAUUUCAUUCAACAUCAAGAAUGAUUUCACUCCUGAGGAAGAAAAAGAGGUCCGAUGGGAGAACCAAUGGGCUUUUGAGUAAAUGAAACCUCUGACCACUACUUACCAUGUGUUGAUCAUACAUAUACAUGAUUAGGGUUGGCGUCUUUGUAGUUUUUAAGUGUAUAGAGGGGUUGGUUGCAGGCAGACUAUGGAUACUUGCUUCCAACCUCAUAUUU
Molecule: messenger RNA, 539 nt
Organism: Magnolia sinica
Lineage: Eukaryota; Viridiplantae; Streptophyta; Magnoliopsida; Magnoliales; Magnoliaceae
Product: SKP1-like protein 1A
Exons: 2
Coding region: 1-345 (114 amino acids)
Biological process (GO): SCF-dependent proteasomal ubiquitin-dependent protein catabolic process
Cellular component (GO): cytoplasm; nucleus
Molecular function (GO): cullin family protein binding
Source: RefSeq, a predicted model, not a curated record